UAGAAAUGAGCCACGUCACAUUGUCACAUCAAGUAGCAAGAGAAGGGUGUAGAGUGCGUGUAAUUUAAAACAAUCAUUCGACGAAAAUGAAUAUUUUUCGUCUAACUGGUGAUUUAUCACAUUUAUUGGCAAUUAUUAUAUUACUUUUAAAAAUAUGGAAGACUCGAUCAUGUGCUGGUAUAUCUGGCAAAAGUCAAAUAUUAUUCGCAUUGGUAUACAUAACUCGAUACUUGGAUUUAGUGACAACAUAUGUAUCCUUAUAUAAUACAAUUAUGAAAUUGGUAUUUAUCGCUGCAUCGAUAGCUACACUAUAUUUGAUUUACAUGCGAUUUAAAGCCACAUAUGAUCGUAAUCAUGAUACAUUUCGUAUUGAAUUUUUAAUUGCACCCGCAUUUGUAUUAGCAUUACUUAUUAAUCAUGAAUUUACAGUACUUGAGAUUUUAUGGACAUUCAGUAUUUAUUUGGAGAGUGUUGCUAUAUUGCCACAAUUAUUUUUGGUUAGUAAGACGGGCGAAGCAGAAAGUAUAACGUCGCAUUAUUUAUUUGCGUUAGGAUCGUAUAGAGCAUUGUAUUUAUUGAAUUGGGUCUAUCGAUAUUUGGCUGAAGAUCAUUAUGAUUUAAUUGCAAUUGUUGCUGGAGCUGUACAAACUGUUCUAUAUUGUGAUUUCUUCUAUUUGUAUAUUACAAAAGUUCUUAAAGGAAAGAAAUUACAAUUACCAGCUUAAAAAAUUCUACAAAAUCAAACCACCUACACAAAUCUACAAAUAAAAUAUUGCUAGAAAAUAUUUAUUUUACAAAAACAAAACAAAAGAAGAAGUUCUCCAUUUUAUUAGAAAAACUUAUUUCAACGAAAUCGAGAUCAAAGGUAUAUUACACAAAAAAUAAAAAAAAAAGUAUUUAACAACAUUUACGCGGGAUGGGCUAAAAGUUUCUACGACUCAUUGUAAAGAAGGUACCUAAUUGUUAAUAAUUAUCUGAAGAAAGGAGUUAACAAGAUUCGAUUAAUUUUUUCAAUGGGUUUUCAAAUUAUUUCAACUUUUGGCUCACCCCUGUAUUUUAAAACGAUAUUUUGUCGGUUUAGUUUUUCAUUGUUUAAAAAAACCCAAUAAUAUUUGUAAUUUCUUGCAACAAUGA
Messenger RNA from Chrysoperla carnea, 1134 nucleotides. RefSeq names its product ER lumen protein-retaining receptor (gene KdelR). NCBI's taxonomy places the organism in Eukaryota, Metazoa, Arthropoda, Insecta, Neuroptera, Chrysopidae. Gene Ontology annotation, biological process: endoplasmic reticulum to Golgi vesicle-mediated transport; protein retention in ER lumen. Gene Ontology annotation, molecular function: ER lumen protein retrieval receptor activity. Gene Ontology annotation, cellular component: cis-Golgi network; endoplasmic reticulum; membrane. Bases 87 to 725 code for a protein of 212 amino acids. The transcript has 4 exons. The record is from RefSeq and is a predicted model, not a curated record.